Lolium perenne is the source of this 1119-nucleotide messenger RNA. NCBI's taxonomy places the organism in Eukaryota, Viridiplantae, Streptophyta, Magnoliopsida, Poales, Poaceae. The record is from RefSeq and is a predicted model, not a curated record.
AUGCCUCUCAUCGCCCGUAGCGCCACCUCACCGUCCGCCGCCGUGACCUCCCACAGCUGCUCGCCAAGCUAUAAAAGGAGGCCUCCCCCGCUCAAAUUCGUCACACCACUCUCCUCCUCUCUUCUCACUAAUCCUCCUCGAGCACUGCCCAUUCCCAAAUCCACCCACAGAGCAUCAAUUGCACGCCGGAGCUCCGCCAGCACCACCGCAAGCUUGCCGAAGAUUGGAGCCACGCCAGGAGCUACCGCCGGUACCAGGAGCCUCGCCGUCUUCUUCCACGUCGAUCGCCACCAACCCCGACCAUCGCUGGCCACCGGUGAGCCCGCCGACCCCCUAGGUCCGCCGCUGAUAGUGUUUGCGCCCGUUGUUGACGACGACGAGCCUCGGUCGUCGAUCCGGAACUUCCGCCCGCGCCCAAUUUUUCCAAAUCUCUGGUCAAAUCCUUCUUCCUCGCUGUGCAUCUUCACUGUCUCCGCCUCGCUGCUCAGUUUCCGCCAGUGCCGCGCCCGCCUGCAGCAACCACCACCACGCCCGCACCUGCACAGCACCGCAGCGCCCACCAGCUCGCCCCCGCUCUCCAGCAACGCCACCACGCGCACGAUCUCACGAAGCAAACACCGCUCGCCCUGGCCCCAUCCUCGCUCGAUCGCCACCAACCACCGCGCCAGGCCCACGCACGCCUCACCUCCGCCCGCAGCGCUCGCGGCCAGCAGCACGCCCGCCUGGAUUUUGCUCGUGCCCCACGCCGCACGCCCAGGCCCGCACCUCCUCGCAGCACGCAAACCGCCCAGGCCACCACUGCUGCUCGCCCAUGCCCUCCGCCACCACCCGCUUGCCCGCCUCCAUGGCUACAGCACCACUCGAGCGCGCACCCGCCCCACGCCUUGCACCUGCUUCCGCACGCAACACAACCAGAUCCCAAGCCACGCAGCAGCUCGAGCCCACCCGCGCGGCAGCAGCUGCCCACCAUCCACCAGCCCCUGGCCUCAAUUCCUCUUCCAAUCCGCGCGCGCACACAGAACGUUCGAGCUCCCCCGGCCACUCCCCAGCACCAACCGCUACGCGCGCCCCACACCACAAACCCACGCGCAGCAACCGCAGCACAAGCACCUCCCGUGA